Messenger RNA from Carassius auratus (goldfish), 2147 nucleotides. Its product is annotated as fibronectin type III domain-containing protein 9-like. The record is from RefSeq and is a predicted model, not a curated record. The transcript has 2 exons. Lineage: Eukaryota; Metazoa; Chordata; Actinopteri; Cypriniformes; Cyprinidae. Bases 693 to 1355 code for a protein of 220 amino acids. Gene Ontology annotation, molecular function: protein binding.
UAUAUGCCUUUUCUUAUUAAUUUAAAAUAAAUAAAUAAAAUGUAAACAAUGACCAACAGUCUUAAAUAUUUUGGUAACAAAACAUGAAAGAAAUAAGCUUCCUUCGGUUCUCUUAAUAAGAAGCAAGAAUUGCAAGUUGACCGAUAAAGGAGUAAUCAUAAAUUCAUGAGUAUACAUGUCUGUAGGUGUUGUGGCAGUGAGUCAGGGGAGACGGGUCACCAGUCUGACGGAGUAAUUGAGAGCAGAGUGGGGAGGGAAAAGAUCCAUGUGUUUUUCCAAUGACUUAGAGAGCAAGGAUGUGUAAGAGAUCGAGGAUAAACGAGAGAGUUGCAUUCUAUGCAAAACACUGACGAAUCGUCCCCACCUCCCCACUGCACUCUCUCUCUCUCACUCUGCUUUAUUUGCUGUCUGCUGUUCUAAUCAGAUAGAAGAGCUUUUCUGUGCAGCAGUGUGGAAGUGCAGCUCUUUCUGCAGGAGACCUGAGCCAUGCCAAACAGAGACAGCUACAGGUCACACUCUCGGAACGCUUCAGGGGGAUUCUGUCUGCAACAGAGAGACAAUCUCUGUAUGAAGUGACUCUUCUCAUCUUUUACGAUUCUUCAAAAAUCAUUGCAUGUCAUCUCAAACCAGCUUACAUCAUCCAAUUCUGUGUGCGUAAGGACCUGAGUUUCAACCUAAAAAACAAACUCAACAUGACUAUCACCAUUCAGAACAUCACAUCCACCUCUGCCAUCGUGAGCUGGCCGUUGUCUCCAGGCUGCGUGGACACGUUCUACAGUGUCAUGUAUCACCCUAACUGGAACAGCCUGCUAAUGGGUUACACACGCAAGAGCUUCCUGCGGGAGGACAGGGUUCCUGUGAGCCAGACGUCCACCAGUCUGGGCAACCUCAGUCCACAGACCACUUACAUCCUCUGCGUCACCUGCCAGUCCGCCAACCCCACCAGAGAGCAGUGCCAGGUCUUCAGUACCCUAGAUGAGGGCACGGAGCUCGGAGAGAGCGGCAGGGAGCUGGCAAUGGGCGUCUGGCUGGCCAGCAGCAUCCUGUUGCUGAUCAUAGCUGUGGCUCUGCUUUGGGGAUGUCUGCACACCAUGUGUCCAGCCAAGAGGGACCCAGAAAGAGGCAGUCAGUCAGGUCCAAACCCUCCACACCUGGCUCUGACUCCCAUGGGCGGGAACAUGGGAAGUAAUGGAAGAAAAAGUCUGUACACGCCAGGUUGUGGCGGAGAAGGCUCUCAGAACGCAACGGUGAUUGAGAAUCCUUUCCGAGUCGAGCAUGGCAGAGAAAAGGCGAACGGGCUGGGUUGUGAACUUCUAUCACCAAGUAAUAAUUUGGCCCUGUGUCAGAAUAACUAGGGCACCAAAUUGUUACUUUGAUGCACUGACCCCAAAAAUUUUAACUAUUAGAACUUACACAAUGAGGACAAUCUCCGGGGUUGAAUCCAUUUUGAGGAAAGGAGACAGACGGGGUUAAAUUAACAUUUAAAUGUAAGAUGAAAAUAUCACCAACAUAUUAAACAAGGAACCUGAGGCUGCUUGGCUUCCAUACAAAUCUACAAACUGCAGUUAUUUUUUGGUAUGCCUUUACAUUGGUUCCAUUUGUUAACAUGAGUUAAUUCAAUUGGUUUUAGAAUGAAUCUAGGUUUAUCUUAUUUAUAAGUAUUUUUAUUCAUCCACACACACACACACACACUUCUUUUUAUAAUUUAUAAAUAAUAAUAAUAAUCAUUAUUUGAAAAUGAUAAUUUUUACAGUACUGAAAUAGUAAGAAAUAGUACAAAAUUGUCCAAUACACACAAGAUUCACAUCAGAAGCAUAAUUUAUUUUAGAUCACCUGUCAACCUACAAUGUUGGAAUCGUGUCUGUAGUUUCAGUUUAAAGUUAAACACCACUGCCCUACUGGUUUUGCAAGGCAAAAAAAAGAGCCAACAAAAGUGUAGGCUGUAAAAGUGCUGAUUUUGAUGUCUUUGUGAGUUGAUAGCCAAUCUGUGUUGUGUUAGUUGCAUUGAAAUCCUGCUAUGUUUGAAAUGUACUUUGCCUACCUAUCUAUCCAUCUUGCUUAAUAAAAAAACAUUUCCCCGUAUGUUAUGGAUUGUGAGAGGCACUGGAGACGUAAAAGAUGGCAGUGUGUCAUUUAAACUCAUGCAA